Messenger RNA from Pseudoliparis swirei, 1479 nucleotides. Its product is annotated as potassium voltage-gated channel subfamily A member 1-like. NCBI's taxonomy places the organism in Eukaryota, Metazoa, Chordata, Actinopteri, Perciformes, Liparidae. Gene Ontology annotation, molecular function: delayed rectifier potassium channel activity; protein binding. The record is from RefSeq and is a predicted model, not a curated record. Bases 1 to 1479 code for a protein of 492 amino acids. Gene Ontology annotation, cellular component: voltage-gated potassium channel complex; juxtaparanode region of axon; dendrite. The transcript has a single exon. Gene Ontology annotation, biological process: protein homooligomerization; potassium ion transmembrane transport.
AUGACCGUGGUAGCAGGAGAUAACAUGGACGAGACCUCGGCCGUCCCGUGCCACCCUCAGGACACCUACCACCCGGACCACAUUGACCACGAAUGCUGCGAGAGGGUGGUCAUCAACAUAGCCGGCCUCCGGUUUGAGACACAGUUAAAUACUCUCUCCCAGUUUCCAGAGACUUUGCUGGGCAACCCCAAAAAGCGGAUGCGGUACUUUGACCCUCUGAGAAACGAGUACUUCUUUGACAGAAACCGCCCCAGCUUCGAUGCCAUCCUCUACUACUAUCAGUCCGCGGGCCGGCUGAGAAGACCAGUGAAUGUCCCUUUGGAUAUGUUCUCAGAAGAAAUCAAAUUUUACGAGCUGGGAGUGGAUGCGAUGGAGAAGUUUCGUGAGGACGAGGGUUUCAUCAGGGAGGAAGUGCGUCCUUUACCCGAGAAGGAGUUCCAGCGCCAGGUGUGGCUCCUCUUUGAGCACCCGGAGAGCUCAGGCCCAGCGAGAGGGAUUGCCAUCGUGUCCGUGAUGGUAAUCCUGAUUUCAAUCGUCAUAUUUUGUUUAGAGACUUUACCACAGCUGAAAGAGGACCCGAGGGGUCGCAUGGUGACAGUUGGGAACACUACAGUUUAUUAUAAGCCAAAUAUCCUCACUGACCCCUUCUUCGUCAUCGAGACACUCUGUAUAAUCUGGUUCUCCUUUGAGUUGAUUGUACGCUUUAUAGCGUGCCCGAGCAAACCGGCCUUCUUCAAGAACAUGAUGAACAUGAUCGACAUAGUGGCCAUCAUCCCCUACUUCAUUACGCUCGGCACCGAGCUGCAGGCUGAAGACCCAGAGAAAGAAGGAGUGGGGGAGCAGGCAACAUCUCUGGCCAUACUCAGGGUGAUCCGUCUGGUCAGGGUGUUCAGGAUCUUCAAGCUGUCACGACACUCCAAAGGACUGCAGAUUUUGGGGCAGACCCUCAAGGCCAGCAUGCGAGAGCUCGGAUUGCUGAUCUUCUUCCUGUUCAUCGGAGUCAUCUUGUUCUCCAGCGCUGUCUACUUUGCUGAGGCGGAGGAGCAAGGAUCCUACUUUGGCAGCAUCCCGGAGGCGUUUUGGUGGGCUGUGGUGUCCAUGACAACUGUGGGCUAUGGGGACAUGGUCCCGGUCACUAUAGGAGGCAAGAUUGUAGGAUCUCUGUGCGCCAUCGCCGGAGUGUUGACAAUUGCGCUGCCAGUGCCUGUCAUUGUGUCCAACUUCAACUACUUCUACCACAGGGAGACCGAGGGAGAGGAGCAGGCCCUGCUGCUCAACGUCAGCAACCCCAACAUCCCCUCUGAAACCAACUCCAGCCGCCGUAGUUCAUCCACCGUCAGCAAGUCAGAGUACAUGGAGAUUGAUGGAGACAUAAACAAUAGCAUCGACAACUUUAGGGAGGCAAACCUCAGAACUGGCAAUUGCACUAUAGCCAACCAAAACUGUGUAAAUAAAAGCAAGCUGCUUACAGAUGUUUAG